Molecule: messenger RNA, 1029 nt
Organism: Metarhizium robertsii ARSEF 23
Lineage: Eukaryota; Fungi; Ascomycota; Sordariomycetes; Hypocreales; Clavicipitaceae
Exons: 1
Coding region: 1-1029 (342 amino acids)
Source: RefSeq, a predicted model, not a curated record
AUGAAGUGGUUUGGUCGACAGCGUGUUUCGCCUGUCACCACGGUGAUGCCCUCACCGUCGGAAGCUAGGUAUCCUCCCCCAUCUUAUAUGGCUCCCACCAGGGGUAAAAUGGCGGCUCGAAACGAAGGUACGGCGGCGGCCAAGCAUCUGAACACCGGGUUUCUGAAUGACUGCGGUGUGUCGAUAGCCCCAUUACCAGUGCCUGAGAGAGAAGUUGAAACUGUAUCUCUCGACUCCAGUCCCCCGUCUACUCCAAGGAGAGAUAGCGCAACGCUAGUCGACUUUGACGAAAUUUCUACAAAAAUCGCCAGCAAGGAAAACACGCCGAGAUCGCGUGUUACCAAGGAGGGAUCCGUGGAAUUCCAGCCAAGACCGUCAACACCAACGGGAGAACCCCUUCCACGACCACCACUUGCUUUGUUGCCGCACAAUCGGACCUGGCACUCUGUAGUCGCUGCAUGGAAAAUCAUGGACUUCUCUCAACGCCACGGACUAGAUUUGGCAUAUGCAAUUCAUAUUUGUGAAGAUGCUGGACACGUUCUUCCGCUAUCCAAGUUUCAAACCCGCCAUGAUGCUACCUCGCCGAACGUACGCUUCAGGUGGCAGUUCCUGGCGGCGUAUGGCCUCCAUAAUAUGUCUUCACCAUUACAGCUCCCUUUUCAUGUGGAUAUUCUGCAAAAUGGGCAUGGCGAAUAUCCGGACAACGCCGGUCCGGGCGAGUUGGCGAACGGCCAGAUUUGCACAUACUACAGGAGUUCAGCUCGGCCCUGUCAUGGAAGUCGUCCAUCUUUCAAUCCUGAUCAACACAACCGAGACGUGAACCGGGGCAUAAUCUUUGCGGCAUAUCGCAGGGCAGGAAAUGGCACUAAGAUUUGUGAAAAGACUAUGGAGGCAUUUAUCGAGGAUCUGAUUGAUCUCUAUUUAUCGAAUGGCUUGCAAUCUCUGCUCCUCGAUGCGCGAUGGGAAGGCGCUGAACGUCUCGGAACAACUGUGGAUUUAGGGGCAGCAGCAAUUCGUGGGGCUGCUUGA